This is a messenger RNA of Mustela erminea (ermine), 319 nucleotides long. RefSeq names its product 60S ribosomal protein L39-like. Lineage: Eukaryota; Metazoa; Chordata; Mammalia; Carnivora; Mustelidae. The coding region runs from base 25 to 180 and encodes 51 amino acids. Gene Ontology annotation, biological process: translation. Gene Ontology annotation, molecular function: structural constituent of ribosome. Gene Ontology annotation, cellular component: cytosolic large ribosomal subunit; ribosome. The record is from RefSeq and is a predicted model, not a curated record. The transcript has a single exon.
UGUGCUGCGCGCUGUUAAUUGCCCAUGUCUUCUCACAAGACUUUCAGGAUCAAGCGAUUCCUGGCCAAGAAACAAAAGCAGAAUCGUCCCAUUCCCCAGUGGAUUCGGAUGAAAACUGGUAAUAAAAUCAGGUACAACUCCAAGAGGAGGCAAUGGAGGAGAACCAAGCUGGGUCUCUAAGGCAUCCCACAUCACGCGAUGACACACCUAAUUGGCACCACGUAUUUAAUUGAGCUACUUGAGGAUCAUGUGUUCUAUUCCAUCACCCUGUAAACACCUUUCUGCCUGGCCAAUAGAUACCAUUUAUCAGCGAAAGAUU